This is a messenger RNA of Formica exsecta, 5390 nucleotides long. RefSeq names its product suppressor of lurcher protein 1 (gene Sol1). Gene Ontology annotation, cellular component: plasma membrane. Lineage: Eukaryota; Metazoa; Arthropoda; Insecta; Hymenoptera; Formicidae. The transcript is spliced from 13 exons. The record is from RefSeq and is a predicted model, not a curated record. The annotation marks the transcript as partial.
AUCGACGCGACGUGCAAGCGCACGCUGAUUCGGCCGACAACGAGUCGUCCGCAUGUCAAGGAAUGUUCGCGUCGGACGCCAAAGCAUGAGGGACGCCAAAGCAUUGACGUAAUGAUGCAGAGAGCGGUGCUACUGCUCUGUUGGCUGCCGCUUCUCAACCACUGCCACGCCGUAAAUCCAGGUUGUUCUUGCGUUGUAUAUAGCAGCUCGGAGAGGCCUCAAGGUGGCACUUUUACAUCCCCCAAUUUUCCCAGACAAUACCCGCCGAACAUUGAUUGCCUUCUUUACACGUUCAUCGGUCAUCCGGAUGAGAUCAUCGCUUUAACAUUUCAUCAGUUUAAUAUUCGUCGUAUCGGGCCCAAUUGUUCCAGGGGUGAUUAUUUGAAGCUAUUUUUACAUCUGGAAGGCAAGGGCGUUUCCGAGUACACUCCUUGGUCUGGCGUGCUUUGCGGAGAGCUGCGUGACAUCCCGCAAGUCCUUUACAGCUCAAGAUCGAGGCUUAUUCUGGAGUUUCACACUGAGAGCCCAUCAUCUAAUGCCACCGGCUUCUCCGGAGUAUUUCGUUUCAUCGAUAGACGUUUAUUCGAGACGAACGGCCUACUGGUGCCCGGUACGAUGUGCGAUUACGAGUAUGUCAGUUCGCAAUCGACGUCCCAUUACGGACGAUUCUACUCACCGCGCUACCCGUCCUCCUACCCAAAGAACAUCCGGUGCUCUUACCUCUUCCGGGCAAGAUUGAAGGAGAGAAUCCGUUUGGUUUUCGAGGAAAUCUCGCUGCAAAAAGGAGACCUAAGUUGCCUGAAUAGGGCGGAUUUAAUCAGGGUGCACGACGGAACGGAUUCAGGGGCGCCCACAAUAGCCGUGCUCUGCAACCAAGGAGCGGAAGUGGAGGUACUCAGUACAGGGCCAGACAUCUACGUCGAGUUCGUCGCUAAUUCCGACUGGCCGGGCCAGGGCUUCAAGGCGAAGUUCCAAUUUCAACCAUUGGACGACGCGCCGCAUCCUGAGCCGGACAAGGUCCCGGGGGCCGUUACGGGGAACCCUAGGUACUCGGUCAUCGGACCAGCUGUCAGCGCUACAACGUCGCUGUGCGACAUGGUUUACAACAGCGAUUCGACGAAAACGGGUAUAGUCAUGUCGCCUGGAUACCCAAACCCGUAUCCGGCCAGGACGCAUUGUACAUACGACUUCCAAGGAAGAGGAAAGGAACGGGUGCAGGUGAUAUUCCAGGAUCUGAAUCUGUUUCAUUCGCCGAACGACACGCCGAAUGACUGCGAGGGAGUCGACUCACUAGUGGCAUUCGUACAUAUAGACGGGAAGAAGGAAAAGAUAGACGCGUUCUGCGGGGAGACAUCGCCAAGGCCUAUCAUGAGUAAUGGUCCGCGGCUCUCGUUGGAGUUUCAGGGGGUAACGUCGUCCCGCCAUUCAAAAGGCUUUAAAGCGACGUACUCCUUCAUGGAAAACUUCGGGAUAACGACAGGUCGGCAGGAGGGGCAGUAUCCGUGUGCCUUUGUUUUCAACAGCAACGAGACCCGGAAUGGUACGUUCGCGUCGCCAAAUUACCCUGGGCUGUACCCUCGUAGCACGGAGUGCCACUACUUCUUCAAUGGUCAACAUAACGAGCGGGUUCACCUUCAUUUCCACUUCUUCGACGUCGAGGGAGUGUUACCGUGCGAAGCUAUAUCAGCCAGCGAUUACGUCGAAUUCUCCAAUUACAUGAUCAGAGACCGAAAAUACAAGAGGCAUUGCGGUCAGAUGAAGGAAUUCGACAUUUACAGCGACAGGAAGUUCUUCCGCGUUACGUUCAAGAGUAACGAUCGUCUCGACGCUACGGGCUUUAAUGCCAGCUACGUGUUCCUGGAUGAGGAGGAGAAUUACACGAUAAAGAUACCUGCGAGCAACGGAUCGGCACGGCACGGUGUCGCCCUUCCGCCGUUGCUCCUGUUGCUGUUGCUGUUGACGAGCCGUCUUCUCGCUGGCAGCGCUAGAGACUCGCAUUAAGAGAAGCGGAUCUAUUCGGAUGGCUCCCUGGCUCAACUUACAACGAACCGCAAUCUGGAGAUCGAGAAGGCUAUCCAGAAUCGCCGAACAGUUUCAUCUCCUCACCGAAGAAAGUGGCAACCUCGUUGAUGAAUUCGUCGAGAGGGAGCGUGUGUUACUAAACUCUAUUAUCCUCUCCCCUCCCCAAGACACGGCGUCUUAAAUUUAUCCCACUCAUCCUUCCUUCAUUCUAUCUCUCGUUCGUUCGCGUCACGUUAACUAUUUUAUCUCCUCUCGAAAAGAAAGGCAUUGGCAAUAAAAUAUUUUUACGUCGUCUGAGAAAAUGGCGCGCGCGGAGAGAGGAGAAAUGGAUGAGGAGGCCGGUGUCAUUUGUUGAGAGUCCGUUGCAACAACCCCGUUACCAUUAAACAGGGAAGUGGGAUUAAUUGGCUGCAUGGCUAAAUUGCCGCUAAUAGCCUACGCGGGUAAGUUAUAGUCGACAGUUAAUUCUCCCCCGAGAAUUCUUAUUUUCAGAGGGAAAGAGAGAGAAAGAGAAAGAGAUCGUGGUAGUUUUUUCUGCGAAAACAUUACGAAUCAUCGCUCCGCCGCGUCUUGAUUUAAAGAAAUGUAUUUUAAAAGAGCGCGCGCGCGAGAUAUCCGCUUUUAAAAUUAUACCCAGUCUUAAUCGCAGCUAAAACGAGUCUACAAAUAAAUUUUAAUUCUCUUUUAUGUUUUUUUUUCGAUACUGAGCGAAUUUCAAAAUUCUUAAGCGCGCGCGCGCUGUUGGGGAAGCUUUUGUAUUGUAUUUUAUUGCUGUGUAUAUGGACCAUUUAAGCCUAAUUUUAUUCGUUCGACGGACAAUGUUUUUUCCUCCUCCCGCGCGAAACGAAUCUCUCAAGUCACCGUCCGUGUCUAUCGCUCGAGAAAGUCAUUACCGUAGGAAAAAGACUCGCCUUCACCAAAUACGCUAUAUAUGGACGAACUUAUUGACAUUACACAUCCUCUAUACGACUGUGAUGUUCCCAUUCUUUCUUAUUAGUUUACCUUAGAGACGGAAGCAAGUCUGCGCGCGAAAGCGGACGUUUAUUCGUAUUCGAAUAUAAUUAGGACGAAGAGGUCUAUACUAUGUAUUAAUCGCCGAUUGCAUCGCGGAAAAUUUUAGGAAAUUAAGUAUUUAUCGUCGGAGUUUUAGGCGAGCGAGCGAGCGAACGUUUUUUUAAACAAAAAAUCGCAAAUCAAUUUUGGAUUUCGAAUCCAGCAAGAAUACGUAAUCGACGCGUUUAACGAUAACAUGUAUAUGGGAGCGGUCGAAGCGCAAUGUGUGUUCUUAAAAAUGCGUGCGGUCGAACGGUUGCGAUAAUGAGUGAUCGACCGAAUUUACGGGCCGCUAACGAUUAAUAGGGAAUGUUUUGAAAACACUUUUUGAGCUAGUGGAGAGACCGCAUUGAUAGCGCAUAAUUCGAUAUCGCGAGAGAGAACACAUUGGUGUUUAUCUUUUAAAUCUGCCUUUUUCAAUAUAUAUAUACAUAUACAUUAUAUUUGAUACGGAUCGUGGAAAAUUAAUUGCGCACGGCAUAAAUUUACAAUCAUCACAUAUUCUCAUCCAAUUUCAAUGAUGCAAUUAUGAAUGGAAUAUAUUAAAUAUAUAUUUUGAUCUAACAUUUUUUAUUGAUUCGCUAUUAAAAUCAGUCUCAGUUUAUUACUAUUCUCUAAAGUUUAAUAUAUAACUUUUCUUACACACGAGUAUAUAUAUACGUUAGCUAUUGCUGUCUCUCUUGUUAAAACAAGGUCUUUAAUUGAUUCUUUGAUAAAUUAGAGAGUUAUUUUUCAUUACUUUUAUCCAGCAAAAUAUUAAUAAAUGUCCUUUAUACGCGUCGAAACAAUUUUUGUCAUAAUGGCAAUUAAAUCCGUAAUUAAACUAAAUUCCGCCAGAAAUUAACUGUCGAAAUUAACUCUAAAUUUUAACAACGACCCCAUAAAUAUAAUAGAGUUUUUGUUUAAAUAAUUAUUAUAAAUUAAUUAAUUUUAUUAUAGAAAAUGCAAUAUUAAUUUUUCAAAGACCGCUUUUUUUGAGCAAUUAAAACUGAUAAAAAAAUUCAUUUUUUGUUUUAAUAUAGAAUUAUUUGAGAAAUAAUACAUCUUGAAAUAUUUGUCGAUACAUAAAUCGACAUAACAACCGCCACUUGAUAAAGUUCUUGUUGACUCUUGCAAAGCAUACAUACUACAGUAUGAGCGCACACACGCCAUAGUUCUAACACAUAUAUAUUAUGUAUAUGUGCCACCAUCUUCAAAGAGUUAACGAGGCAGAGUUAAUUUCGUACGUUUUCAUAUGCGAUAUAUGUGCAUCGGGCAGAGUCGAGGUUGAAAGUUGUUAACGUUGAUGCCACUACCGUUAUAGAAAUAAAGGGAGCAAAGAUGAUGAAAGUCGUGCGCGCUUGACGGGAAGCACAGCUUGUUAUAGAAUAAUUUACAUAAAGAUCGUACAACUUGAGGAACGAGAAAAGAAGAUCUACUCGACUCAUCUCCGGGUAGAUUCGAGCGAGUGCGUUCGCGCUAUACAUCGACGUAACACUCAAACAACUCUCCACUUUCUCGAAAAAUGAUUUCAAAUGUUGGUGCUAUAGCGGAAUUAGUAGGCCCAACGUAUUUCCUCGAGCUUAUUACAGCGAUUAUGACAACCAGAUAGUGUCGUUUUCUGACACAUCAAGUGCACGGAGGUCGAUAUGACCGACUGUCUAACUACUUAUCGUGUCGAGAAGUGUAAGCGAUUUCUCACAUUCGAGAGAAAUCGGAAAAACUACGGUGGUAGAAGAAUAAAAUACAAGUGAAAAGAGAGAGAAACCAAACAGACUUGUAUGAACUCGAUAUCAAAUUGUGUAUCUAUAGAUACAUAACUAGGUAGCAAUACUGUCAUUGUGUACGUUAGAUACUCUAUUGUGAGUGAUUUUUAAAUAGGUUUAUAAUAUGUUGGUCUUCUUCCGAGUUUCCGGCUGAUUUCUGCGAAAGGGGUGUGUGUGCGAUGCGACUUGUGAGUGCGAGAAAUAAAGCGGAUUGUGCGCGUGUGUGACCAGAGAUCACCCUUUGUUUUCCGUUGACGUUUUCUCGUGUUAAUGAUAAGAGGAAGGAAAAGGACAACCUCUCUACAUACACUUGAUUAAUUAGUAAAUUGAAUAAUCGGGGCACUACGAAAUGCUUAUAUAUGUAACUAUCACCAUGUAAAUAUUGUUACAUUCAAUCCGUUUCAACUGCUGUCACUAUACAUAGCCAUACCGUCUCAUCCCGCAUUAGCGAUUCACCGAUCGAGAGAGUCAAUGAGAAGCAGUAUAAGUCACAGCUUCGACAGUGAGAAGUAUAUAUAUAAAUACAUACAUGUAUAUAUAUAUAUAUAUAUAUAUAUAUAUAUGCAUCUG